AGGAAUCUUCUCCUGACUUGUGCCAGCCCAGCCUCGCAUUACUCUAAGUUCAUGGCUGGUAGCCCGCUGCCCCCCAAGAGGAAGGUGAUUGAGGAGACCCGGCUGGUGUUGGAAGCGUUCCUGCAAGGGGCACUCAGCAGCGGAGAGGAAGGGGCCCCAGGUCAUGUAGGCCGUGGGUACCAUGACCCCCAGAGUUACAUGUCCAGGUCCCCAGUGGAAUUUGAUCUGGGGUGUCCUGCCUGCAGCCCUGCCCACGAAGAAAGCAACUCCGCGGAAGGGAAAAAACAUGGCUUCCGCACCAGCAUUAAGCAUCUGUUGCAGAAGCGAUCCAGCUCUCGAGGGCCCUCUGACAGUCUGCUCUCCCCUGGGGACUCCUUAAAGAAGUCUAAGUCAGGGGCCGAAGGAGCCCACCAGAAGCGCCCCUUCUCCUUCAAGAACCUCCUGAGGAAGAAGGGGGCUGCCUCAGCGGAGAUAGCCGAUCCUGUUGCUCACCCCAGCCGCCCCGACUCUUUGCCUCUUGUCACCUGCUAUUGUAGAAAGCAGGCAGCUGAGCCAGAAGCGACCCAGACAGCAGGCAAUGGUGAAGUUGAGGGUGCUGAGUUUUAUACUUUGGUGGCCCAGAAAUUAGAUUACUUUGUGAAACACCAACAACGGGUCAGCCCUGCAGCAGCAAAAAACUCACUUUCUCCCACAGAUCUGAACACUACAAUUCCCACAGACACAACCUCCGGCAGUUCAGUUGCCUUGGAAAAGGUGCCAGGAGAAUUGGAUGAGAAACAGAAAGAGCAGAUCCUUCAGAGGCUGGUUACCCUUCUGGAAGAGCAGGCUGCUGUCUUCAAUAAAAAGAUCGAAGCUGACCCACUGCUACGAAAUACUCUCUCCCGCCUCUCCUACCGCAGCUUUACUCACCUGGCCGAAGCCUUCACGGCACGUACCCCACCUGGUGUCUCUAGUCCUCAGCUAGCCAAGCUGGCCCUCACCAUGGAGCUCACAAGGAAAGUGGCUGGCAUCAACAGCCACACAGUACAUACCCUCAUGGGCUACAGUUUGAAGUAUAUGGAUAUGUUCAUACCUUGGCUGCAGCAGCAAGGUGGCUGGGAGAACAUUGUAGCCCAGGAGGAGAUAUUAUUUGACUUGCAACUUGACUGAACAAUCCUCCCUGUGCCAGUGGCAAUGCUCUUAUGAUGAAUCUUGUCUGCAGAAACCUGAGUGCUGGCUAGUGCUUUAAAAGUCUCUGUGAAAAGCUCCACUGUCUCUUUCCAGCAAGGUUAAAUCCAAAGAAACAGUUCUUGUUUUAGUAGCUGUGACUGGAGCUGAGAUAUGAAGAAUUUGCAGAAACCGAUUCUAAACUUCUGUGCUUGGCAUACCACAAUAUGUCGAAUUUUGUUGCCAACUGUUCCGGCAGAAAUGUAAAGUAGUUACUCCCUCAUGGACCUGUUAAUGUCAAAAUAUUUCUGAAAGGCCAUUAUUCAGAGCUGCCUGCCAUCAGAGACAAGAAAAGUGAUCUCAGUAGGAGCCACCCUUCUUUUAAGAAAGCCCUACUGAGGAAGGCUUGCUGAUUUUCUUCUUUUCAACCAAUAUCUUUUUUUUCCUCCAAUUUUACACUUGAAGUUAAAUAAAUACUCUCAAUCUUAUUUUAUCCCUGUUUUAAGAUAUCUGUUCUGUAAUUACUGUCUUUGUGGUUUUGCCUUUGUUCUAAAUUUUUUUUGUUUGGAACUGCUCUGAGAAACUUUGGGAUUUCAGAACAAGGAAAAUGUAUGAAGUUAAUUUCUAUGCAAAGCUGACUUGCAGGAGAGUCUUGUUAAUUCCAGUGGGACUACCUUCUAAGUAUAUAUGGGGAGAAGAGAAACUUAAAUGAAUGUAACACUCAGGGAUAUGGGAGUGUGUUGGUUUAACAGCAACAGCUUCCCUGAAGCACUGAAUAUUGUCCUGUGAUUUUUUUUUGAAAAAAUAAAAUUUUAAAGAAUCUUA
Candoia aspera is the source of this 1971-nucleotide messenger RNA. It is a transcript of the gene BCL2L12, whose product is annotated as BCL2 like 12. Bases 52 to 1149 code for a protein of 365 amino acids. The transcript has 6 exons. Gene Ontology annotation, biological process: regulation of extrinsic apoptotic signaling pathway. The record is from RefSeq and is a predicted model, not a curated record. NCBI's taxonomy places the organism in Eukaryota, Metazoa, Chordata, Lepidosauria, Squamata, Candoiidae.